UGCAAAUAUCUCCAUCCUCCCCCACAUUUGAAAACACAGUUGGAGAUAAAUGGACGCAAUAACCUGAUUCAGCAGAAGAACAUGGCCAUGUUGGCCCAGCAGAUGCAACUAGCCAAUGCCAUGAUGCCCGGUGCCCCAUUACAACCUGUGCCAAUGUUUUCAGUUGCACCGAGCUUAGCCACCAAUGCAUCUGCAGCCUUUAAUCCCUACCUGGGACCUGUUUCCCCAGGCUUGGUCCCAGCUGAAAUCCUGCCGACAGCACCGAUGUUGGUUACAGGGAAUCCUGGGGUCCCUGUACCUGCGGCUGUGGCUGCUGCUGCUCAGAAAUUAAUGUGGACGGACAGGCUCGAGGUAUGUCGAGAGUAUCAACGUGGCAAUUGUAAUAGAGGAGAAAAUGACUGCCGGUUUGCUCACCCCGCUGACAGUGCAAUGAUUGAUACCAAUGACAAUACGGUCACCGUGUGUAUGGAUUACAUCAAAGGGAGAUGCUCUCGGGAAAAGUGCAAAUAUUUUCACCCCCCUGCACACCUGCAAGCCAAGAUCAAGGCUGCCCAGUACCAAGUCAACCAAGCUGAAGCUGCUCAAGCUGCAGCCACUGCAGCUGCCAUGACUCAGUCGGCUGUCAAAUCACCAAAGCGACCCCUCGAGGCAACCUUUGACCUGGGAAUUCCUCAAGCUGUCCUUCCCCCAUUACCAAAGAGGCCUGCGCUUGAAAAAACCAAUGGUGCCACCGCAGUCUUUAAUACUGGUAUUUUCCAAUACCAACAGGCUCUUGCCAACAUGCAGUUACAACAGCAUGCAGCCUUUCUCCCUCCAGUUCCCAUGGUGCACGGUGCUACUCCAGCCACUGUGUCCGCAGCAACAACAUCUGCCACAAGUGUUCCCUUCGCUGCAACAGCCACAGCCAACCAGAUACCCAUAAUAUCUGCCGAACAUCUGACUAGCCACAAGUAUGUUACCCAGAUGUAGAUUUUUCAUCACCAAACAAUCAUAAUAAAGAGAAAAGGACAGUGUGCUUGGUUAGAGUAAAGGACAAGGUCAUUAGCCAUAUUGUAUAUAUCGUCAAGCAAACCACACCCCUCCCCACACACACUCACACACAAAAUAAAUCCCUCAGUAGCAUCCACAUAUUGCAUGUUAACAAGAUGAACAGACAACUUGGAUAUCCACUGCACACUGUUGCCUAUAUACUUUGUACAUUUAAUUGAUAUUUGUGCUGAGGUGACCUUAUUGUCCAAAAGUACAACAUCGUCUUUCUUUUCUAGCACAGAAAUAUGCAUUGGAAUAUGCACCCAUAGUUAAAUUCUGAUAAACUCAUGUCAUCUUGAAA
Messenger RNA from Tachyglossus aculeatus (Australian echidna), 1330 nucleotides. RefSeq names its product muscleblind-like protein 1. The transcript has a single exon. Gene Ontology annotation, molecular function: metal ion binding. Lineage: Eukaryota; Metazoa; Chordata; Mammalia; Monotremata; Tachyglossidae. The record is from RefSeq and is a predicted model, not a curated record. Bases 82 to 969 code for a protein of 295 amino acids.